This is a messenger RNA of Triticum aestivum (bread wheat), 1261 nucleotides long. Its product is annotated as BTB/POZ and MATH domain-containing protein 1-like. Bases 118 to 1188 code for a protein of 356 amino acids. Gene Ontology annotation, molecular function: protein binding. Lineage: Eukaryota; Viridiplantae; Streptophyta; Magnoliopsida; Poales; Poaceae. The record is from RefSeq and is a predicted model, not a curated record. The transcript has a single exon. Gene Ontology annotation, biological process: protein ubiquitination.
GAGCAAGGGAUCAUUACGAUACCAAACAACGAUCCUCCUUGUAUAAAUUCCGUGGCUAACCGAAUAGAGAAUUAGAGAUCAUUGGAACAUCUGUUGGCGACGUUCUCGUUGUCAUAUAUGGCAGAGAACCCGGCUGCUGCUGCAGUUAAUCACGGCGAAGGCCUCCGGCUACCGGAGACGUCGUCGAUAUGCGUCACGGAGAGCGCCGCACACAACUUCGAGGUGACCAAUUAUGCGCUGCUCCAGGGCCUGGGCGUCGGGAAGUACAUCACCUCAAGCACAUUCAGGGUCGGCGGCUACGAUUGGAAUAUCAUGUUCUACCCGGACGGAAGCAGGAAGGACUUUGCCGGCAACGCGUCAGCCUUUUUGUGUUGUCUCAGUAAGGGGAAGGACGAGGUGAGGACAAAAUUCACCUUAACCCUGCUGGACGGUCAAGGCAAUGCACAGGAAAUCAACAAGGAUUACGUAGCAGCGCACAUCUUUUCUCUGGAAGCUCCGAACAUGGGCUUCCCGAAAUUCGCAGAGAAAUCCAAGCUGAAAUCCUCAUCUCACCUCCUGACUAUACGGUGCGUUCUCACCGUGAUCAAGGAACCGCCCACGGAGUGCCGAAAAAAUCUCAUCGUAGUUCCACCGUCAAAGCUGCCCGGCAACAUCGAGCGCACCCUCAAGGACGGGAAGGGCGCAGACGUCACGCUGCUCGUGGGCGGCAGGGAGUUCAGUGCGCACAGGUUCAUGCUAGCCGCACAGUCGCCGGUUUUCGACGCACAGCUCUUUGGCCCGAUGAUGGACGAGGACACGCGGUGCAUAGAGGUUGUCGACAUGGACCCGCCCAUCUUUGAGAUGCUUCUUCACUACAUCUACAUGGAUUCGCUGCCCCCGUGUGACGAGAAAGGUUGCGAUGCUGCUUCCAUGCAGCACUUGCUAGUCGCGGCAGAUCGGUACGGGCUGGAUAGGCUCAAGGUGAUGUGUGAAGAGGAGCUGUCGAAAAGCAUCAACGUCCACACCGUCACGAGUACAUUGGCGGUUGCGGAUCAGCACUUCUGCGAGGGGCUCAAGAAUGCUUGUGAGGAGUUUCUUUCAGCGCCGGGAAUAGGGGCCAUUGUGUCUUUAAGAAACGGGUUCAAACGCAUGAUGGCAAAGCUAGAAUCCAGGGGCAAGGAGGAGGCAUCUGGCACGCUGACCAAGUAAUCUAGUACUAAGACCCAAAAAUAAUCAUGGAGUAGAUUUUUUAUUCUUUUGGGAACAUAAAUCAUAAAUAUUU